Molecule: messenger RNA, 1234 nt
Organism: Argentina anserina (silverweed cinquefoil)
Lineage: Eukaryota; Viridiplantae; Streptophyta; Magnoliopsida; Rosales; Rosaceae
Product: transcription factor bHLH94
Exons: 3
Coding region: 77-1078 (333 amino acids)
Biological process (GO): regulation of transcription by RNA polymerase II
Molecular function (GO): RNA polymerase II cis-regulatory region sequence-specific DNA binding; DNA-binding transcription factor activity, RNA polymerase II-specific; protein dimerization activity
Source: RefSeq, a predicted model, not a curated record
GAUUUUAUUUAGUCCGUGAAGAGAGAAAGAGAGAGAGAGAGAGAGAGAGAGAGAGAGAGAGAGAGAGAGAGAGGCAAUGACAUUAGAAGCUGUGGUCUUCAAGUCAGACCCAUUCAGCUAUGGGAAUUGUCUAGGAGGAAGUAGAUCUUGGGACCAUGGCUUUGGUUUCGGAGGAGGUGAUGAUCAACAAGAAAAAGGCUACCCUCAACACGAUGUGCUCGGCAAUGGUCGUACUGUAGGGCAAGGCGUUGCGAGGUACUGUACACCAUCUCCGGAAAUACAAAACGUCAACAACGACAACUGUAAUACCGAUUCCAUGCCUAAAACCUGCACCGGCACCUUCAACUACAACAGUUCUUUCUCUAGCCCUAUGCCCACCACGAGCCGGAGAAAGAGGCGGCGCACGAGAAUAGCCAAGAACAAGGAAGAAGUGGAGACUCAGAGGAUCACCCACAUUGCUGUUGAACGCAAUCGGAGAAAGCUUAUGAAUGACUACCUGAUCCAACUGCGCUCUAUGAUGCCGGCUUCCUACGCCCAAAGGGGUGACCAAGCAUCAAUCAUAGGAGGAGCCAUAAAUUUUGUGAAGGAGCUUGAGCAACUUUUGCAAUCUUUAGAAGCCAGUAGAGGAACCAACCAACAAUCAGACAUGGAUUUGGCAUUCAUAUUCUCCAACUUUUUCACCUUCCCUCAGUACUCGACUUGCUCGAAUAAGAACACCCAUGGCCAUGGCCAUAGCGAGUACAUGAACAACAGCUUGGUUCAUCCACACGAGAUACUGGGGGAAAUGCGGUCGGGGGCAGUUGCAGAUGUGGAAGUAACUAUGGUAGAAAGCCAUGCGAACAUUAAAGUACUAUUGAGAAGACACCCAAGACAGCUCUUAAAGAUGGUUCUUGGUUUGCAUUCUCUGCAUCUUAUGAUCCUUCACAUUAAUGUCACAACUAUGGAUAGCAUGAUCCUCUACUCUUUCAUCGUCAAGGUCGAAGAUAAUUCUCAGCAGGCCUCGAUGAAUGAUAUUGCUACUGAUGUGUAUGAAAUGGUGGGAAGGCUUCAGAAAGAGCCCGACUUUUUACCUCAAUAACCCUUGGAUAUUUGUUUUUAAAAUUGUUGAAUUAUGAACCUAUGAUAUAUGCAUGCUUUGUGCUCUUUUUUUUACGUAACUCGUUGUACAAUUUGACAACUCAGUUUCUAUUUCUUAUUUAUACUUAUAAUAUUAUUUAAGAGGACAGACUUUGUU